UGUGCGCCGGCGCAGCGCACCCGUUGGGCGCGAGGAACCCAGGGAGGGCGCGAGGCGCGCGGGUCCGGGAACGCGCGCGACGCCGGCGACCUCACUCGGCCCCAGGUCACCGCCCGUGUAGCCGGCUGAGGUGGCCGCUGGGGCCCGCGUCGAGGGCGUGGUGGCUCCCGGCGGUGAAAGUCUGUCCGCCCCUGGCCGUGCUCGUUUCCCCCCCGGGGCCUCUCCCCUGGAGCGCACAGGAUGCAGGAAUUGUCGCUCUUCUCUGCUUCCCAGGCUUCUGGAAACUUGUGGUCCGCCUCCUCCUGAAGCAUCGCGCCUUCAAUAGCUGUUUCCAGGCUGCCGGGUUCCAGCUUCCGUGCGAAAUCUCAUCAUCUCCUCUGGCACUGUCUGGCCAGCGUCCUAGAACUUUACCGACAGAGAAGAUGCUUCGAGACAGCCUGAAAUCUUGGAAUGACAGCCAGUCAGACCUCUGUAGCAGCGACCAGGAAGAGGAAGAGGAGAUGGUCUUCGGUGAAAAUGAAGACGAUUUGGAAGAGAUGAUGGACCUCAGCGACCUGCCCACCUCCCUCUUUGCUUGCAGUGUCCACGAAGCGGUGUUUGAGGUCCAAGAGCAGAAGGAGAGGUUCGAAGCCCUGUUCACCCUCUAUGAUGACCAGGUCACAUUCCAGCUGUUCAAGAGCUUUCGCAGAGUGAGGAUCAACUUCAGCAAGCCUGAGGCUGCGGCGAGAGCACGGAUCGAGCUCCAUGAGAGUGAAUUCCAUGGCCGGAAGCUGAAGCUUUACUUCGCACAGGUGCAGGUGUCCGGGGAGGCUCGGGACAAGUCCUACUUACUGCCACCACAGCCCACCAAGCAGUUCCUCAUCUCCCCUCCCGCCUCACCCCCCGUGGGGUGGAAGCAGAGUGAAGAUGCCACGCCAGUGAUCAACUAUGACCUCCUCUGUGCCGUCUCCAAGCUGGGGCCAGGGGAGAAAUACGAACUGCACGCAGGAACCGAGUCCACCCCCAGUGUGGUGGUGCACGUCUGUGAGAGCGAAACCGAAGAGGAAGAAGACACAAAAAAUCCAAAACAGAAAAUCACGCAGACGCGGCGCCCGGAAGCUCCCACGGCAGCACUGAGUGAGCGGCUGGACUGUGCACUGUGAGCGGCUGCUGCGCCUGCGCCUUCCACUGCUACAGCCGCGCCUGCCUUGGAGCGCAGCCCAGCGAUGCUGAUGCAUCCGUCCAGCUGCUGGGCCAGCCUCCCCGGGCCGGAACGUGGAAUGAAGUGGCAGAUUCAGCCAGCCGGUUCAGAUUUCGAACAGUAUUCUAAAUGGCACUUUAAGUGACAAGGUUAGCCCUGACCGUGAGGCACCUGUCUCCUCCCCCAGAAAUAUUAGUUCCCUUGAACCUGUAGAGCAUUGGGUACCGGAGGCCAGAGCCAGCGUCACCCAGUGCACUGCCAUUUCUACAGACUUAAACGUUAGUCUCACUUCGGUGUGGGUAUUUUUGUACAGGUGUGGCGGUGUCUAACAGAUUGAGCAAAGGCUGAAUGUAAUUAUUCAGUAGACAUGACCUUUCUUUUUGCACGAGAAGAAACCUGAGAUACAAAAUCAUUUGUAGAAGUCAUUUUUUUUUUCAAGUAUUUUUUCACUAGCUUUAGGGAUGAAAGGCCAAGUGACUGAGAUUGUCAGGUCCAGAUGGCGUGGGCAGAUGCGCCCUUGGCUCUCCUGGCUGUCCAUCUUACUUGGCAGUCAGUGAAAGUGGCGUGCAGAACCCUGCUCCCAGCGCAGCCCUCCCCAGCCUCAGCUCUCUGCAGGAGCCUUGCCUUUGCCAGCAGCCUGUGUCCCGGGAAGCCUGGCUGAUGGCUUUAUGGAGCUGGAGCCCCGGGCAGCUCUUCCGUUACUCUCUUGACCCUCCUAGUGCUGGCUGCUACUGCCUGAGGUUCCCUAUGCUGUGUGCGUCGGCACGGAUGUAGGUCGCUCUUAACUUCAGACGAUAAUGAUGACUGUGCAGACCAAUUUAAAUUGGGGGAGCAGGUUCGUUUUUGUUUUCUUUGAAGACAGGGUUUCACUUGGUAGCUCCCGGGCCUCAAAUCCUCUGUGUUCCUCCUGCCUCAGCUUCCCAAGUGCUGGACUUACAGGGGAGCACCAUGUACUUGAAAGUUCUCCGUUCAAGUAUUUUAGCUGUUUGGAAAGAAAAAUCACCUGCACUUUUCCCCUGCAGAUUAGGGAGAGGAGUCAUUCUUUUGGGGGUGGUUGAGCUUUUUUCUUUGUUUGUUUUUGUUGUUUUGAGACAAGGUUUCACACUGUAGCUCAGGCUAGCCUGUGACUCAUUAUGUAGCCCAAGCUGGCCUUGAGCCCAAGACCAUUCUCUUUCCUUAGCCUCCUGAGUGUUGGGAUUGCAGGCAUGGGCAUGCAGUUCAUGCUUUCCUUUUUAGUGAACAUUUCCACCUUCACUUGCAGUUGGUGUCCAGAUAGAAUUGCUUCUUACUCUUUUUUUGUUUUUUUGUUUUGUUUUGUUUUGUUUUGUUUUGUUUUGUUUUGUUUUUCCGGAGCUGGGGACCAAACCCAGGGCCUUGCGCUCGCUAGGCAAGCGCUCUACCGCUGAGCUAAAUCCCCAGCCCUGCUUCUUACUCUUGGCGUGUUGUUCCGUGGGUCACUCUGCAUCUCUGGUGUGCUGAGCUGCAGUCCCUUGCUGAAGGCUGGCUCUCCUGCCUCGGGGUGCUGUGUUACAGACGCUCGAGUGGCUCCACUCAUCCGACUGUUCUGUCGCACAAGCGUUCAGAACUGGCAGGAAGAUGUGAAGGGGCACAGAACAGAAAGUAGCAUAGCUGCUACUGCAAAGGAAGGAGCUUAGAGAAGUGACGCCAUGAGAGCCGUCAUGGGUGACAUGUCAGGGCUGAGUCCCUUUUGUGGUAGAACUGAUUUCAUGAGCGCACACACAGAAACACACACACACACACACACACACACACACAGAGAGACACACACACACACACACACCUGUUUUCUGUCUUAUUAAAACAGGGUCUCACGUAGUCCAGGUUGAUCUCAAACUUGCUGUGUCCCAAGGAUGACUUUGAACUCCUGGUCCUCCUGCCUCUGUCUCCUAAGUGCUGGGACUGGAGGUGUGUGCCACCAUCCCUAUCAACAACAGAAGAGUGUCCCUUGCCUUCAGACACUGUCAGAUGCUGAAGUCUGCAUUUGCCAUUGGGAAGCCUCGGUGCAGAUUCAGUUGAAGAUAACCAUUCCAUCCACACAAGUCAUCUGCCAGGUAAAGGGAUUAUAUGCAUAUAUUUUGUUUUGAGGUGAUGUCUCACAGUGUGGCCCAGGUUGGUCUCAAACUCCAGGCCUGUGGGUCUUCCAACUUGACUGGAUCCAGGCACACGCCCUUGUCAUCCUGGGACUUUAGAGUUGGAUGCAGUAGAUCAGGAAUUCAAGGCCAUCCUUGGCUACACUGUGCUUGGCCCUGCCAAGCUCAGCAGUUUGCUACUUCUGGUUGUAGGAUAGACCCUAGCUGUCAGCAAGCAUGUUUUCAACUGGGGAGGUUUUGUGUUCCUCAUUAUACAGUACAUGCUCUGAUUUUCUAAGUGAUCAUAACCCAGUUUUUAAAUUUGUCUUGGCUUUCAUUUUCUACCCACCAAUUAAAGAACAUCUAUUGCUCUUUUUUAAGUCGAGACACUCAAAUCUGUGUGCAUCCUGUUACCUUGGUCACCAGCAGUUGUGUCAGCACCUUACGUGGGGUUCCCUGGAUACUCACAUUCAUGGAAUUAAAAUGUAAACAGUGGUAACGGGGACCCAGGCUCAAAGAAUGCAUGGAGUUAAAGGUUUGCUGUGGGAUGUCCCUCUCCCUCUGCUUAGAAAAUCAGGUUCUAUUCAAGACUCGUGGUGGGCCUGGGCUAUAUAUUUUAUGUAAACUAUUUUUAGACUGGAGGAUUUAGUUUUAAGAGGAAAGCUUUGAGCGCAAUUAAACCAUGGAGGUGUACCAGAUUCUUCGAUGCCUUGGGGUCACUCCUGCUUGCUUGCCUUCUAUAAAGCCUCAGACCUCACCUGCAAGGUGAACUUGGUCACCCUCCACUUCCCUCUGUGUUCCCUAAUGCAUCUGUCUUAAAGGGAACAUUGUCUGGGUGUGGUGUAAUCUCAGCCUGCAGGAGGCUGAGGCAGGAGGAUUGCCUGGGAUACAUGAGUAACCCCUCUCUCAGAAUAAGGUAUGUUCCUUUUCUCGCUGUGACAGUUCAGAGGAACAGUCCUGGAGAAAUGUUUGCUUCUAGCCAAGAAUCCUGCGUUCUAGAGACUCAUUCUGCACAAAACUAAGUACAUGGACCAAGUAAGAUGUAUGAACCUUGAGCAGCCACGUGACAAGUGACUACUGCUGUUUCAAACUCCCCUCGUUGUGUUCUCCAGGGCCAUCUUCCUCCUCAAGAGUGCCACUGUCUCCCUCAGUCUUGGGCAGAGCACAAUUCAUAGUCAGGAUUACCAAAUGUAUUCAGCGCGGUGGCAUAUCCCGUCAUCUCAGCGCUUGGGAGGCAGAGGUAUGAGGACUUUGCAAGUUUAAGGCCAGCCUGGGCCAUGUACCACGACCCUGUCUCAUCAACGAGGGGGCUCCUGGAUGUCCAGGUGCCCCAGACAGAUAGCAGUGACCGUGCAUCUCUGGCUGUGGCUGGGGACUUAUCUUCCUGGUAGCUUCUAGUCAAGGCUAGAAGUGAUCUCAGAUAAGUCAGCAUGCAGACACCACUAACUGGCUUCAUGUUCUCCUGGAAACCUGCAGUUCUUGAAGUGAGUCCUGAGACCUGGCAGGUCCUGCGUGGCCUGGACUGGAUGUGCGUUCUUGACAUGAGGAGGGUUUCUUAUCUAUCUAUGCAGAUAACGCGUGGUUUUCUGUACUGUUCCUUUUUGAUCUCCACUCUUCCAAAGUCAGACUGAGGACAAAGGGGGGACAGCAGGUGUCAGUCCCGCGCCGUGCCCUCUGCUGUCAGCCCGAGUAUUUAUUAUGUCACUGUGUUACUGCACAUUGAUUUCAUUACUGAACCGCAGCUGGAUUUAGUCUCGAAUCCGGCCUGUCCGCGGCCCCCCUGGUCCUGUGCACUGUAGUGAAUCCUUGCUGCACUUGCAGAAACUGGUCAGUGAGCUUUGUCCCUGUGUCCCGUGAUCUUAGUGUGCUUGACGUGAUGGGCCAUAGUUCAUUAUCAGCUUCAACUCUCCUGUGUCCUCAGGAUUUCUAACAUUCCUCGUCCUGUAAGGAGGUAACAAAGGCAGACAUGUGAUUACCUGUAACAGAUUUUGAUGUUGAACUAAUAAAAACUUGUUUUGUAAGUCA
Molecule: messenger RNA, 5295 nt
Organism: Rattus norvegicus (Norway rat)
Lineage: Eukaryota; Metazoa; Chordata; Mammalia; Rodentia; Muridae
Source: RefSeq, a predicted model, not a curated record